Morone saxatilis (striped sea-bass) is the source of this 2951-nucleotide messenger RNA. It is a transcript of the gene txnrd3, whose product is annotated as thioredoxin reductase 3. Gene Ontology annotation, biological process: glutathione metabolic process; cellular response to oxidative stress; cell redox homeostasis. NCBI's taxonomy places the organism in Eukaryota, Metazoa, Chordata, Actinopteri, Moronidae. Gene Ontology annotation, molecular function: thioredoxin-disulfide reductase (NADPH) activity; flavin adenine dinucleotide binding; glutathione-disulfide reductase (NADPH) activity. Gene Ontology annotation, cellular component: cytosol; mitochondrion. The record is from RefSeq and is a predicted model, not a curated record.
GCAAGAAAUGGGGAAAGACGUUUGGCGCGGUCGGUAGACUAGAGGCUGACAGCGGAGGGAGAGCAACCGAGGACGAGCCGCGGUUCAUCAGCUUUCUAGUGUUUCCUCUUGGAGAAAGGGCAGACAGAGAUUAGUACAUUGACUGGGGACAGAGUUGGUGCUUUUUAAUUCGGGUUUUUCCUCUUUCUCUCACUGGCCGUCUGUCGAAGCUUGCCCCGCGCAGGCAGACGGAAAUACCUUGAAAAUGCCUCCCAUCGAAAAGGACACCGGGAAAAAUGAACUCAAAUCCCGGAUACAGCAGCUUAUUGACUCCAACCAAGUGUUGGUUUUCAGUAAAAGCUACUGCCCGUUCUGUGUCAAGGUGAAAGACUUGUUCAAAGAGCUGAAGGUCGAGUGUAAUGUGGUGGAGUUGGAUCUCAUAGAGGAUGGAACCAACUACCAGGAAAUGCUGCUUGAGAUGACUGGACAGAAAACAGUUCCUAAUGUCUUCAUCAACAAGACGCACCUUGGCGGCUGUGACAAAACGAUGCAGGCUCAUAAAGACGGCAGCCUGCAGCAGCUACUGACCGGAGACAAUGAAGCUUAUGACUACGACCUGAUCGUCAUUGGAGGAGGAUCGGGUGGCCUUGCCUGCUCAAAGGAAGCUGCUAUGUUGGGAAAGAAGGUCAUGGUACUGGACUAUGUUGUGCCCACACCCAAGGGAACCUCUUGGGGCCUCGGUGGAACCUGUGUGAACGUGGGCUGCAUUCCCAAGAAGCUGAUGCACCAGACGGCCUUGCUAGGCACAGCCAUGCAGGACGCACGCAAGUUCGGCUGGGAGUUUGAGGAGACAGGUGAGGGCUCAGAGCACCGACCCAGGAGGUCACGGAGGGGUGACAUCGCACCGGCUUGCCGCGUGAAACACAACUGGGAGACGAUGAAGACGGCAGUGAACAACUACAUUGGCUCGUUGAACUGGGGCUACAGGGUGGCACUGAGAGACAAGAAUGUCAACUAUGUCAAUGCCUAUGCAGAGUUCAUUGAACCACACAAAAUCAAGGCAACAAACAAACGAGGGAAGGAGACACUUUACACAGCGGCUACGUUCAUCUUGGCCACAGGCGAGAGGCCGCGCUACCUGGGCAUCCCUGGAGACAAGGAGUACUGCAUCACCAGGUGUUAAUAGCGGUGGGCCGAGACGCAUGCACAGACAAGGUUGGCCUGGACAAGGCCGGGGUCAAAGUCAACCCUAAGAAUGGAAAAAUUCCAGUGAAUGAUGAAGAGCAGACCAACGUGCCCCACAUCUACGCCAUUGGAGACAUUCUGGAAGGCAAGUGGGAGCUGACACCUGUAGCCAUCCAGGCCGGCAAGCUGCUGGCACGACGCCUCUACGGGGGCUCAAAACUCAAGUGUGACUACAUCAACGUUCCCACCACUGUCUUCACCCCACUGGAGUACGGCGCCUGUGGUCUGUCGGAGGAGAGAGCCACUGAGCUCUACGGGCAGGAAAACAUCGAGGUGUACCACAGUCUGUUCUGGCCUCUGGAGUUCACUGUGCCCGGCAGAGACAACAACAGAUGCUACUCCAAGAUCAUCUGCAAUAAACUGGACAGCGAUCGAGUCAUUGGCUUCCACUAUCUGGGUCCAAACGCUGGAGAGGUGACUCAGGGCUUCGGCGCAGCCAUGAAAUGUGGGGCCACCAAGGAGCAGCUGGACAACACGAUCGGCAUCCACCCAACCUGUGCUGAGAUCUUUACCACUUUGGAGGUGACCAAGAGCUCCGGUGGAGACAUCGCCCAGUCCGGUUGCUGAGGUUAAACCCUGCUCGUUUAGCGGGCUGCUCUCAUAUUAGACUCUCCUACCAUCACCUCUCAUCUCAGUCAACCUUUUAAGCUCAGCCUCACCUUCAGCCGCUCACUUUACAGGGCGGUUGUUUCUCAGGACAAACCGAACAGCGCGGCCGGCGCCUGAAUCAGCGUAAGCGCUCAUUCAGGCUCGCUGGGAGCUUAAGAGGUGACUGACAGAAGCCGGAGCGGAAGAUGUGCGAGUCUCCAGCUCUGGCGGAGGUAGUCUGAUACGAGGGCAGCCUGCUGAACAGCGGGGUUACUCUGCUGGUAUUUUUACCGGGGUCCACCCGUGUGCCUUUCUCAGAGGAGCACCAACACACACACUACUGCUGAGUAUGUGCGUGCGUUUGGGCUAUUGGUGACGUCCUGGCCCGUAACCUGAAAUACUGAGGUGGGCAAGGAUCGAUGUACCUCUGCAGAAGCGCCUGGUGGUGGCUCUAACCCUUCGUCCAAACCCCCAACUUCAAACACUUCUCAUUCACCCCCACUGUACGGAUGGCAGACAGAUUUCAAUUGGCAUACAACCAGGGUUUGAAUGGAUGCACGGCUCUGAAGUCUGGUCCAGUUUGUGAAAUUUAUUUAAUCUGGUGUGUGUGUGUGUGUCUGUAUAGAUUAAAUGUCACCAUGUCUCUUGUGUUGAGCCUUCAUCAUUCCACACAUUCCUCUUACCAGGUAUUUAAGAUGAAAUCGAGGUGUAUACAUGUUGCUGUCAAUACUUGUCUUUGCUGCCUUUAAAGAGAACUCCUUUAUUUCUACCAAAGCGAUCAUCUAAACAAGUCUGCAGAGAUAAAGAGCCGACAGAUGUACACCUUUCAAACCUUGUUGUGCUGCAACACUAUCAGACAGAAUUGAAUGGAAAACACAACCUCAAAUUUACUGGAUGUUGUGUUUAAAAAAAAAAAUCACAAGUUUUUACUCAAAUAAUUUAAUGCUUGUAUGUUGCAUCUUGCUGUUUGCCUCUGCAUUAUGUGUAUGUAAAAUAUGUAUUCAAUCUUGUAGAGGACAGUAUUCUGGCUGCUGUGAGUGAGUGACAUUGGUCAUCUGUAUAAAUGACUUGUUUGUUGGUGUCAAACCACUGUAGAUUACUACUCUCUCAAGAUUUAAUAAAGGAUUAAUUCCCCUUCA